CGCACCGACUCUCCUUCCUUUUCGACAUCCCGAUCGAGAGAGACGAGAUGGGCCAUCAGCAGCUCUACUGGAGUCAUCCGAGAAAAUACGGCCAGGGAUCCCGAUCCUGCCGAGUGUGUUCCAACCGGCACGGUCUGAUCCGCAAGUACGGACUCAACAUGUGCCGCCAGUGCUUCCGGCAGUACGCCAAAGACAUCGGCUUCGUCAAGCUUGACUAAACCUGUGGACGGCUGAACUUCCGUGAUGCGGAGUCGACAUCAACCUGACGUCAUGAAGUUACCUUGGAAAGUUUAAUAAACAUGAUUUUUUUUUGUUCAAAAGUUGCAAUGCGUGUUUAUUUAAAGGGAAUGGGAAGCGUUUUGAAUCGAGUAAAGGGCAUUAUUAAUAGUUAUGCUUAGUUUCUGUCAACAUAAACUAGCUGUUUCUCCUGGAGAUUAUUAAAGUUAAUGAUGUGUGUCUAUAAUUGGAAUAAAGAUGAAGCGUUUGCUUGCA
Messenger RNA from Pimephales promelas (fathead minnow), 492 nucleotides. It is a transcript of the gene rps29, whose product is annotated as ribosomal protein S29. Gene Ontology annotation, biological process: cytoplasmic translation. Gene Ontology annotation, molecular function: zinc ion binding; structural constituent of ribosome. Gene Ontology annotation, cellular component: cytosolic small ribosomal subunit; ribosome. The record is from RefSeq and is a predicted model, not a curated record. NCBI's taxonomy places the organism in Eukaryota, Metazoa, Chordata, Actinopteri, Cypriniformes, Leuciscidae.